Messenger RNA from Caenorhabditis briggsae, 1038 nucleotides. Gene Ontology annotation, molecular function: RNA endonuclease activity. Lineage: Eukaryota; Metazoa; Nematoda; Chromadorea; Rhabditida; Rhabditidae. The transcript has 6 exons. Bases 1 to 1038 code for a protein of 345 amino acids. The record is from RefSeq and is a predicted model, not a curated record.
AUGCAGUGCAUCAUUCUAGUUUCCGCCAUUUUUGUUCUUGUCUUUGGUAUUCCCGUUCCUUCACCGACUAGAGAUGUUUGGGUCGGACCAAACUGCCAUAUGUGCGAGAUGCGUUCUUUGCUCGUCUUGUUUCCAAUUUUGGUUGCUUUGGUAUGGUGCCAAAAAAUUCCAAACUUUACGGUUUCAAAUGCUGAACUUCUCGCGUUGGCAAAAAAGCUUCGUCAAGUCGACGUUCACCGAGCUCGUCCUGAUCAAAUCAUGCUCAAUUACCAGAAACAUACAGUAACCCGAGAUGACAGUGAUUCGGCACCAGCUAAACUAUUCUCUAGAGUGGACUCUUCUCUUCUUCGUAAACCUUCCUAUGAACUCUAUUUGAAUCUUAUGGACAAUUUCAAUCGACAGACUGGAAGAAAGCUGAGGUUGGAAAAUUCUUGGAUCAUGUCUUGGCGACAAAACCAAUGCAAGAGUUGUACAAUUGGUUCAAAGCUAAAGGUAAGACACCAUAACAAUUACUUUGAGAGAACAAAUUUAUUAGGUCAUCCAAUUGCCACGUCUCCUCAAAACUUCCGUUUCUGGAUUGGUCAACUCUGGUUCUCGCACUACUCGAGAGCUCUUGGUCGUCCAGAUACAUCUGGUUUUGAGCAUGUUUUCAUUGGAGAAGCAAAGAAUGGAGAGAUUUCUGGGUUACACAAUUGGCUCAGAUUCUAUGUAUUGGAAAAUAAUAGAACAGAAAAUUUUGAUUACAAAGGAUUCACAGUGAAAAGAUUUAACAUUAUGGGUGCUCUAAAAUUCACAUGGGACGGACUUCUAAAAAGAGUGGGAUCGAUUCUUAUCGGCACAACUCCUGAAUAUGAUAUGGCUCUCUACACAAUGUGUUUCUUAUCAAGAAGAGGAAGAGAGACCUGCGAUGUGGAAUUGGAUGGAUGUCCACUUCAGAUCACUAGUUUCGAAAUUAUGCAACAGAACAAGGUUUACAUUGGAAGCAUCUAUCCAACAGCUGGACGUUUAACUGAUGAGUGCAGAGCUCAGAAUCGGUGA